AUGGAGGUUCUUUCUUAUCUCCGGAUGGAUGGAACUUUCAACCAAGAGUUUCCAUUAUCACUUUUGAGAGAAGGAAAGAAGAAUGAGUGUUAUUCCUUUGUUCUUAAGUUGUCAACGGAUCGUUGGCCAUUGAGUGUCAUGUUUGCCCUUAUGUCUUGUGUGUUUGGGCCAACAUUGGCGUCUUCAAUUGUCAACAGCUCUUUGGGCCUCAACACCUUUCUAGUUGGGAAACUGAUUGUGAAAAGGAUGAGUGAGGUUACCUUUCUUUGUGGUCAGCCGUUAGGUUACUACUCCUCAUGGUCACUCUUUGGAUUAUCCCACCACUAUGUAGUGUGGUUGGCAGCAAAACGAGCUUACCCGCAGAGAACCACCCUUUUUAAGGACUAUGCCGUACUAGGUGAUGAUAUCCUAAUCACUGAUACACUUGUGGCACAACAGUACAGGAUACUACUGGAUAAACUCGGUGUGACCAUUUCGGAGGCCAAAUCGAUAAUAUCUGAAACUGGUUGCGUCGAGUUUGCCAAGAGAUUCUGGGUCAAGUCAAUGCAAAUUGACCUAUCUCCAGUCUCUCUUCGUUUGUUGUUAUCUUGUAGGACGACUAUUGGUCUCUGUUCUAUCCGUAAUAAAUACCCUGUAAGUGUUUCUACAUCACAUCAGUUGGGUGGAGCGGGAUUUAGAGUCCGUUUGUGUCUUUUUUCGACUCAAUCUAAACAUUGGGAAAGAUUAAAGGCUGCCUGUUGCAAGCCAAAUUGGUCACAUCCUCUACCUCUUGAAUGGUGGAUUGGAAGUUUUGGAAACCUCAAUCCCUAUUUGAAGGAAAAGAUAGUGGAUUAUCUUCGGAGGGAUAUGUUCCAUAGCCGCAGCUCUUGGCACAUGCUAAAAAGAAUAAGUAAAUACCCGUCUCGUGCUUGA
Messenger RNA from Capsicum annuum, 912 nucleotides. RefSeq lists its product as uncharacterized. The record is from RefSeq and is a predicted model, not a curated record. The transcript has a single exon. The coding region runs from base 1 to 912 and encodes 303 amino acids. NCBI's taxonomy places the organism in Eukaryota, Viridiplantae, Streptophyta, Magnoliopsida, Solanales, Solanaceae.